GUCCAGACUGGACUUCAGUUACAACCAAAACGAAAGUAUCGCGUGUGUGUGUGUGUAAACAGCUCACUCUACUCUGACCUUUGACAUGCACAGCCUGUUGUCUGACCACAGCUGCUGACCUUUGACCCCUGCAGAAGCCAUGACCUCAGUGCCUCUGGCUCCGCCCCCACCAAUAUGUCGCCUUGGUGACGAAGGAGCGCAGCAGCAGAAGCAUCCGGAAGGUCCAGGUCCUGACAGGAGUCUGGACACGGAGGAUCUUCACUGUGAACAGAGUCAUCAACCAGACCAUGGUCCUGCUGCACAGGAUCAGCUGGAGAUGAAGACCACCAAAGGACCAAUGAGUGACCAGCGCAGAAGACGCACAGAGACAGACAGGACAACUCAGCAGGUGUUGGUGGAACUGAAGGAGCUGGUGGUUAACAGGAACCAGGAGCUCCAGUGGCAGGAGACGGCUCGGUGGACAAAGUUUGAGGGAGCCGUGGAGGCGGAGUCCCGCCCCUAUUUGUCCCCACUUUCUUUCCAUUCGCUGCUGGAGCUCAGGAGGACCAUUACCCAGGGGGACGUGCUCCUUGACCUGAAAGAGAGGACGCUGCAGGGCAUCUCAGAGCAGGUGGUCCGUCAGCUGGUCAGGUCCCAGCAAAUCCAGGACCAGGACAGAGACCUGGUCCAGAAUCUGAUCCUCCUGAGACACAGUUGUCUGCGUGAUGAGAAGGACGACGGUUGGUCCAGCAGCCAAUCAGAGCCCUCCAAAGCCCAGUCCAACCACAGAGAGCCUGAAGAGAAGAAGGGGGUGAAGUUGUCAGAGAGGGGUCCAGAGCGAGCCGAGGCCACCUUGGUUCUCGUGGGCAGCCUGGACGGCCUGGACCGUCCCUGUGUGGCCUUUGUCAGGCUGCAGGAGUCGGUUCUUCUGGAGGCGGUUCUGGACGUCCCUGUCCCUGUGAGGUUCCUCUUCCUCCUCUUAGGACCGCCCACCAGCAGCCUGAACUACCACCUGAUUGGACGCUCCAUUUCCACACUAAUGUCUGACACGCGCUUCCACCAGGCUAUGUACCAGGUGGACAACCAGCAGGACCUGCUGGCCACCAUCGACCGUUUACUGGAGUGCAGCGAGCAGGAGGAGGAGGCUGGGCUGCAGAUCUCAGCCAAUCAGUCUCCAGGAGGAACGCCACAGAAACAGGAGGAGGAGCAGAAGAAGGUCAGCGCUGGUCCACAGAAGGAUGGUUCCCCCGGUCCGUCCAAACCCAGGGAGGACCACCUCAAGCGCUCGGGCCGUCUGUUUGGUGGUCUCGUAAGAGACGUGACUCGGCGCUACCCUCAGUACCUCAGUGACAUCACAGACGCCCUCAACCCUCAGUGCAUGGCCGCCGUCAUCUUCAUCUACUUUGCGGCCCUGUCACCGGCCAUCACCUUCGGGGGGCUCCUCGCGGAGAAGACUGAAGGUCUGAUGGGUGUCUCUGAGCUGAUGGUGGCCACGGCCGUGCAGGGAACGGUCUUCAGCCUGGUUGGAGCUCAGCCUCUGCUGGUCAUUGGCUUCUCUGGUCCUCUGCUGGUGUUCGAGGAGGCCUUCUACUCUUUUUGCAGGGUCAAUGGUGUGGACUACCUGACAGGACGGGUCUGGAUCGGGUUUUGGCUGGUUCUUAUCGUUCUUCUGACGGUGGCCUUUGAAGGAAGUGUCCUGGUUGCUCUGGUCUCCCGCUUCACUCAGGAGAUCUUCUCCUUCCUCAUCUCUCUCAUUUUCAUCUACGAGACCUUUGCUAAACUUGUUCAGAUCUUUCAGGAACAUCCUCUCCAGAAUUGCUGUCGAAGGAACACCACAGGAACUCCUUUCACCUGGAACAUCAGCACGGCUGGGGACGGGAAUUCUGGGAAAAUCACCGGGGAACCCAACACUGCAUUACUGUCCCUGGUUCUGAUGACCGGAACCUUCUGUAGUGCCUUCUACCUUCGCAUGUUCAGGAACAGUUCCUUCUUCCCGGGGAGGCUGCGUCGGAUCAUCGGAGACUUUGGCGUUCCCAUCUCAAUCCUGAUCAUGGUCCUGGUGGACUACAGCGUGGACGACACCUUCACUCAGAAACUCAGCGUUCCCAGUGGCUUCUCCGUCUCCAGUCCGGAGAAACGGGAUUGGCUGAUUUCUCCUCUGGGGUCGGACGGACAGUUUCCUGUUUGGAUGAUGGCUGCCAGCGUUCUGCCGGCUGUCCUGGUCUUCAUCCUGAUCUUCAUGGAGUCUCAGAUCACAGCACUGAUCGUCAGUAAGAAGGAGAGGAAACUUGUGAAGGGAACCGGGUUUCACCUGGAUCUUCUCGUCAUCGUGCUGUUGGGCGGAGUCUCGGCGCUCUUUGGACUGCCGUGGCUCUCGGCGGCCACCGUGCGCUCCGUCACUCAUACCAACGCCCUGACCAUCAUGAGCAAAACCUCGGAUCCUGGAGUCAAGCCCCAGAUCCAGAAGGUCCUGGAGCAGCGGAUGACGGGUUUUCUGGUAGCUGUUCUAGUCGGUCUGUCCAUCGUGAUGGGCGGCGUUCUGCGCCAGAUACCGUUGGCCGUCCUCUUUGGGAUCUUCCUGUACAUGGGUGUGAUGUCACUGAAUGGCAUCCAGUUGACGGAGAGGCUGGUUCUGCUGCUGAUGCCGUCGAAGCACCACCCAAACUACAGCUACACUCGUCAGGUCCGGAGUCUGAGGAUGCACCUGUUCACCCUGGUCCAGCUGAUUUGUCUGUCCCUCCUGUGGCUUGUCAUGGCCACUGCGGCGGCGCUGGCGUUCCCCUUUGUACUGUUGCUAACAAUUCCAGUGAGGAUUUUCCUUCUACCACGACUCUUCAACCACCAGGAGCUGCAGAGCCUCGACAGUGAUGAUGCGGAGCUCCACCUACAGGAAGGCGAGGGUCAGGACGAGCAUUCUGAGAUGCAGUUGGCCGUGUGACCUGCAGCUGCAGCAGUGAUUGGUGGAGCCUGACCUGUUGUAACCAAUCACGUGGCCUUUAAAGGCACAGUUCAUUUAUUGGCUUAAAAAUAAUUCAGGAUGUGAAU
Molecule: messenger RNA, 3024 nt
Organism: Cynoglossus semilaevis (tongue sole)
Lineage: Eukaryota; Metazoa; Chordata; Actinopteri; Pleuronectiformes; Cynoglossidae
Gene: slc4a2a
Product: solute carrier family 4 member 2a
Exons: 19
Coding region: 140-2917 (925 amino acids)
Biological process (GO): regulation of intracellular pH; monoatomic anion transport; bicarbonate transport
Cellular component (GO): apical plasma membrane; plasma membrane; basolateral plasma membrane
Molecular function (GO): monoatomic anion transmembrane transporter activity; solute:inorganic anion antiporter activity
Source: RefSeq, a predicted model, not a curated record